Haliotis rufescens (red abalone) is the source of this 465-nucleotide messenger RNA. Its product is annotated as trypsin-2-like. Gene Ontology annotation, biological process: proteolysis. The transcript has 2 exons. NCBI's taxonomy places the organism in Eukaryota, Metazoa, Mollusca, Gastropoda, Lepetellida, Haliotidae. The record is from RefSeq and is a predicted model, not a curated record. Gene Ontology annotation, molecular function: serine-type endopeptidase activity. The coding region runs from base 1 to 465 and encodes 154 amino acids.
AUGCGUCUUGGGCGCCAUGACCUUUCUGCCACUGAGACCAGCACAAUGCAGCACAUUGGUGUAGAUCAGGUCAUCCACAGCCCUUCCUACAGCUCGAACACGUUGAGCUGGGACAUUUCCCUGCAGCGGUUGGCCUCCAACCCAACUACCAAAGACUACGUGAGGCCUGGAUGUUUCCCGAUUGGUGACAUAAGUCCUGGGGAAAAUUCCUUCGUCAGCGGCUGGGGCGCCCUCACAGAGGACAAGCUUCAGGUUGUGAAUAAGCCUAUUCUCACCCACCAGACAUGCAGAGACCAACUGGGUUCCAACAGCUACUACGACAGCAACAUGCUUUGUGCCGGUUUUGAUGCAGGCGGUGCUGAUGCCUGCCAGGUAACAUCUGGAAUCCGCACCCGACCUCCAUGUCCUCUCAUGAGCCUAGAUGCGUGUGACACGAGGAAUAAUGUCACCAGUGACAUACUGUAA